UUGAGGUUCUGAAAACCUUUUUAAAGAACCCCUCUGUGGAGAAAGAAGACAGCUGCUGAAUUCUGAAGUCAUAUAGUGAGAAAUCAUGAAGUUUCUGGCUGCCCAGCCCGGAGUAGCAUUAGCCCGAGGAGGAGUUUUCUACCUUCAGCACUCCCAGCAGAUGGGCUUCGUGUGUGCACCUGAAUCCUCUGGCUCCCCUGCCAGCUGGAGCAACUCACAGUGAGAGGAAGAGUCUGCUGACGGUGCGGGUCAUGGACUUGGUCACCCCGACGGCCAUCUUGCCCCUGCUGUUGGGCUGUGUGGGACUUUUCAGUUUCUUCAAGCUGCGGCAGCGCGAGCGGAUGAAAGCCUAUGUCCAGGACGCUGUGGUGGUCAUCACGGGCGCUACCUCAGGACUGGGGCGAGAGUGUGCCAAAGUCUUCUACGCUGCGGGCGCUAAGCUGGUGCUCUGUGGCCGGAACAGGGAGGCCCUAGAAGAGCUCACCAAAGAACUCGCUGCUUCUCAGGCCACCAAGGUGCAGACACACACGCCUCACACGGUGACUUUCGACCUGGCCGACACGGGGACCGUGGUAGCAGCGGCGGCUGAGAUCCUGCAGCGCUUCGGCCGCGUCGACGUGCUCAUCAACAACGCGGGCGUCAGCUACCGCGGCGCCAUCCUGGACACCGCCCUGGACGUGGACCAGAGGGUCAUGCAGACCAACUACUUUGGCCCAGUGGCUCUAACGAAAGCGCUCCUGCCCUCCAUGACCGCCAGGCGGCGGGGCCACGUGGUCGCCAUCAGCAGCGUCCAGGGCAAGAUCAGCGUCCCCUUCCGCUCAGCAUACGCAGCCUCCAAACACGCAACCCAGGCAUUCUUUGACUGUCUGCGCGCCGAGAUGGAGCAGUAUGCAGUCAAGGUGACUGUGAUCAGCCCCGGCUACAUCCACACCAACCUCUCUAUAAAUGCCGUCACUGCCGACGGGUCCAGAUAUGGAGUUAUGGACAAGACCACCGCCCAGGGCCGAAUGCCUGUGGAGGUGGCCCGAGAUGUUCUGGCCGCUGUGGGGAAGAAAAAGGAGGACGUGAUUCUGGCCGGCCUAUUGCCUUCCUUGGCCAUUUACCUGCGAACUCUGGCUCCCGGGCUCUUCUUCCGCCUCAUGGCCUCCCGGGCCAGAAAGGAGCAGAAACCCAAGCACUCCUAGUGCCACACGGAACUGGGUGUUUGCCUCACAGGGUCCUGCAGCCUCUCACCCAGCACAGCAAGUGAGCCAACACGUGGUCCAUCAUUCGAUACAACCCAGGGGACACUGGCAUUGGUGCCGGGAAGAAUUCCCGCUUCCCAGUGGGACCAGGCGCCACUCCAAGCAGGAGAUGGGUUUCCUGAGAAGAAGCAGCUGCUGGGGAAGGAGCGUCCCCCCGAAUCCCUGGUACCCUGGACAUGAGACUCGGAAGCCGGUCAGGUGCGAGGGUUCUCUCCGGAGCAGCACCUGCCUCCUGUGGGAACUGCCCUGUCACUGCCAGUCGGGUGGCACAGAGGGUGCCCGUGUCCCCCUUCUGACUUACUAAAGUACACGGUGGGGCCCUGGUCAGGGUGACUCAGCAGUCAGAGCAUCGGCCUGCGGACC
Molecule: messenger RNA, 1607 nt
Organism: Molossus molossus (Pallas's mastiff bat)
Lineage: Eukaryota; Metazoa; Chordata; Mammalia; Chiroptera; Molossidae
Gene: DHRS7B
Product: dehydrogenase/reductase 7B
Exons: 8
Coding region: 252-1184 (310 amino acids)
Cellular component (GO): membrane
Molecular function (GO): oxidoreductase activity
Source: RefSeq, a predicted model, not a curated record